AUGGCAUCCGCUUCAGAAGAUUCCCCAUUGCUGCCCCAGCAGAACCCCCCGUCGCCGCGGGCAACUCGGCCCCCACGAUCGGUGACGUUUAACCCGUUGACGACAAUCAGUACUUACGGCGGAACCACCACCUCCGAUCCGACUUUCCGCCCUCUCCAGACUGGUUCGCCUCCAGUCCAGAAUAUCAAUGCCCAGGGUGGUCACCCUCGCGCAGGAGGCCAGCCGAUGCUCUCUGCAUUGAACAGCAAACUCCGACGUCGCAAUAGCCAUGGCGCUCCCCUCACCGCACCGCCGAACACGCCUGUAGGCUCCAAGAUUGGCCCUCAACGUACCACCAAGAAAGCGCAGAAGCUCAAGCUGCUCCCUGAUCCCGUGACAGCCGAAGAAGAGGAUGGAGAUUUUCCACGCGAUGUUUAUUCACAGAUUACUCGCAUCAAGGAACCCGCUGCACGUAGCCAUGCUGCGAGGUUAGGAAAGGCCGACCGUGACCGCAUUCCCCGGGUGACCGCAUACUGCACUGCCAAUUCAUAUCGGCUUGAAGGUGUGAUCAAAUUCCUCAAGUCCCGUGCUAAGACUCGUGGGGCAAAUCCCAAGUUGUUCGACGAGUGCGUUUACUCUCCAUUCGACUAUCAACUUGAAGAGAAGCAAAAGGGAGGCCGGCUCUUCCCUACUGGAGGAAAUAAUGGACAUCCUGAACGACGAACCAGCGAGCGCAGAUACUCGGAUAGUGCUGUGGAGGUGGAAGAUACUACAAAGGCACGACGAGAAGAUCUGAUGGACUUCCGCGAUGAAGCUGGUCGUCCUGUCGAUGGCAAUUCAGAACAUGCUAUAUCGACGCAACAAUCGGACGAAAAUUUUGACAUCGAUACAACCAUCCACACGCCCGAAGUUUUCCUAUUUGACUACGGUACCGUUGUCAUAUGGGGUAUGAGUCCUGCUCAUGAGUCACGCUUCUUGUCCGAUAUCUCGAAAUUCGCAUCAUCAAUUCUCAGCCCGGACGACACGCAGAUCGAGAACUUCAAUUUCUACUAUGCACGCGAGUAUCAGGCACGCAUUUACAACGAUUUCAUUUCCCUGAGAGACCCACGCAACCAUAUGAUCAAGUUGGCCAUCUCGCAUGCACUGGCCCAAUCCGUCAAAACUUCUCUUUUUGAGGAUCUGGUGUCCGAGACAAUCUCUGAUACUGCUCCUCUUCCCGCUCAGAUUGCGCAGACCGGCAGUGUCGACCUCACCCGACGUCAGAUCAACAUGCAGAUUGGAGAGCUUUUCAUUCUUCGAAUCAACAUUCAUCUGCAAGGAUCUGUUCUUGACAGUCCGGAGCUUUUCUGGGCCGAACCCCAGCUGGAGCCUGUUUACCAAGCUGUUCGAAGUUACUUGGAGAUGGAUCAACGAGUCAGUUUGCUCACAGAGCGACUGGAUGUCAUCGCGGAUCUUCUUGCAGUACUGAAAGACCAACUCACACACCGCCAUGGUGAAUAUCUCGAAUGGAUCGUUAUUGUCCUCAUCGCUGCAGAGAUUCUUGUCGCAGCGAUCAACAUUGUGGUCGACCUUUAUGCGGGCAUUGAUUAA
Penicillium argentinense is the source of this 1569-nucleotide messenger RNA. Its product is annotated as YagE family protein. NCBI's taxonomy places the organism in Eukaryota, Fungi, Ascomycota, Eurotiomycetes, Eurotiales, Aspergillaceae. The coding region runs from base 1 to 1569 and encodes 522 amino acids. The record is from RefSeq and is a predicted model, not a curated record. The transcript has 2 exons.